Molecule: messenger RNA, 11688 nt
Organism: Bactrocera tryoni
Lineage: Eukaryota; Metazoa; Arthropoda; Insecta; Diptera; Tephritidae
Gene: Su(var)2-HP2
Product: mucin-17
Exons: 16
Coding region: 286-11175 (3629 amino acids)
Source: RefSeq, a predicted model, not a curated record
GCUUGUUCUUUUUGUGAGUUUCGCAGAUUUAUAAAAAGAUUAUUUUCAGUGCAAAUAUCUACAUUAAUGUGACAAUUUAAAGUGUUUAAAGUAUUGCAAAUUUUUACUGAAUAUUGAACAAAAAGAGUACAGUGAAGAAGAACUAAAUAUUAUAUAUACAUAAGAACACGUUAACGGCGAGUUUUUAUAAGAUUUCCUUUAGCGUAAUAUAAAUGCAGGCAGCAAUGGCGUAAGGGUGAAUGCAAAAAAAGAAUAAACAUUUUGCUGACAAAUAUAUAUUUAAAAAUGGACGAAAUUGAAUACCUGGAAGAGUACGAAGAUUUAAUUCUACCAACAAUGAGUACUCAAACUGCAACUACUAAAGGUCGUAACAGGACUAAUCUUGUUACUAUGCCAGAUGAUGAGGACUCUUCUUCUAUAGAUCAAGAUAUUUUCGACAGUUUAUUCGAUGAUAACUCGGACGACGAGUCCGUAAUGCAUAAAAAAGGGCCUGCAAAACUGAGCCAGCGUAGUGAACACAGUUCACGAUAUUCUCGCGUUUCCAUGGACUCGCUCGAUAUGCUUGUAAAAGAAUUAGGUGAGCCAUUCAAUCCAAAUGCAGAUGGUUCGAAAUCAACUAAUAAACCCCAACCUAAACAAAGCAAUGUUAAGGUUACUCAACCCAACAAAACAGUACAAAAAUCUACAACCACAACUACAAUGGCAAAAGGUACCAACUCACCAACGCCUGUAUCUAGUGUUAGCAUGAAAACAAACAAAACAGAAGCAGCUAAAACAACUGUGGAACGCAAUAACAAAACUAAAUCCGUGGCUACGGUAAGACCAACGGUGCAACAGAAUCUGGGCCAAGCAUCAGCAUCAACAAAGUUAAUAAAUUCAAAUGAUAACGUGUUGCCAACAACACGCAUAUUACAAAGCAAUAGAAGUGGUGGUAUACAAAAUGCGAAAAUAACUAGUGAUUCAGGUAAGGUAGCCUCGCCCACUCCGUCAACAUCGCGUAAACAAAUUUCAGCUGCUACUUCAACAACCGGCAGUAACAGUAAUUCGCUUAACAGUAGCAAGCAUAACACGCCAAUGACAGGGUCUAAGCGAAUUGUUGAACGUUCGCAGACAACCAUUAUAAAACCUGAGAAACCACAGAUUAAAGAUCCCGCAGAAGAUCCUUUAAGUUUGGAAAAUAUUGAAAAUGAAUCGGAAAGCGAUACUGAUUCGUUUAUAUACUCCGAUGUAUCUGCUGAUACAUUCGUUACGUUGAGUGAUGUGGACUAUGAUGAACGGCAUAUUAUUGAAUUGUCCAACGACUCCAACUAUGAACGUGCUAAUCUAGACAAAAUACGUGGGUCAACGCCUUCCCCCACAGUUUCUGAUGAUUAUAAAAGUGAUAAGGAGGAUACACCGACAAAAAUGACGUCGAAAUUUGAGGAAAAUUCUAAGGAGGGCUCUGUAUUGGAAAAAAAUGCAAAUGUUACGUCGAAAUUUCGAGUACGACAGUAUGUUGACGCCGAGGUAACAACAAGUCGUCAACGAAAACAAGAAACGCCUAAUAUUUCGAAUGAUAAAUUGUCGAAUGCGGAAAUAAAUUCAACAUCAAAGGAUACGCUAUUGGAGCGUAUAGAUACUGUGCUAUCCGUAGCAAAUGAUAAAGCAGAGGGGCUUAAAUUUAAUACGAAACAUAUUGAUAAAGUCGAACCUGAAGAUGAAGUUGUAAUUGAUAGUAAAGAUGAGGCCAAAGAUAAAACGGAUAAUAUGCCAGAAAGUGCAAUUGCUUGUGAUAGUCACGUGGAUGGCAUGCCAAUUGUGAAGCCAGGAGUAAUUCAAGAGCCAUCCACAACUGAAACAAUGGAAAUCGAUAUGGGAGAAAUUGUGGAGGAAGACGUUGAAAAAGAAAAAAGUAAUUUGGAGAAUAAAAUUAAGGAAAAUACUAUUGAAGAAUGUAAAGAAAUGCCAGAUUAUGAUAGAAGUACUAAUGACGCAAUAAGUGUUACAGCAAAUGAAAAAGCUGAUGAUGUUGUAAUGCAGAACUUGCCAACUUCUGAAAAUAUUGAUGAAUCUGUGCACCAACUAGAAGUCAUAAGUGAGCAGGUUGUCGAAACAAUGGAGAACGUUGAGACAAACGAAAACUUAAAUACAAAACAAAGUGACACAGAGUGCACUGCAAAUGUGUGCAACGAAAGAGAAGUGAGCGAAAGAAAUGCUAAUAAACUGCAAGAAGCGGCAGUUGCAGUAGAAAGUGCAACUAAUAAAACUCCAAAUAUUUGUAAUGAAGGUGAAGUGAGAAAUGUAGUGGCAAAUGUAGCUCCUAAAAAGCUGGCAGAUGAAAGCAAGAGCGAGAGUGCGAUAAAAACAGAUGGCAAAAAUGUUAAAAGCCAAGGUGACGAAAACGAAAUAGAAAAGGAUGAUACCAAAGCGCUUGCCGAAAAAGACAUCGAUGAAGAAAAUUUCGAGUUGAACACGGGAGAGGAAACAAAUGCAGAGUUGCAAUUGGAGAAGCACGAAGAACAAAAUGAAAUAAUAGCUGCAUAUGCUACGAAACAAACUGAGGAGACUGAAAAAAGCAAACAGGGUGAAAUUAAAAAUGAAAGCUCGUCAGAAAAUUCAAAACCACAAAAGGAGAAUGAGGAAGAUUGUCCGACCAGGUUGAAAAAUGCCAAAGCAGCGCAAGAAACUGUUAAGAAAAUGCGUGGAACGGAUAAACAACGCGUGAGCCUAAGGCGUUCACAGACACCUGUGAGUGCCAAAUUUACGGAAAGUAAAUCACAGAUUCUUACCAAGAAAUCAACCGAGAAAGAAUCAAAGUCUACCAAUGACACGAAGGGAACUGCAUCAAAAGCUAGUGAUGAAGCAAAUGUAGAAAAAGUUGUGGAUGAUGUGUAUAUAACGGACGCAAAAAAAAAUGCAACGCUUGUAUCUAAAGAUGGGAAAUCGAAUGAAGAUAUCGACAGUGUCAAUAUGAAAGAAGUGGGAAAAACGUCACAAUCCAGCAGGAACAAAAGUAAUACACAAAAAACGGAUAACAAAAUUGAUGAUAACAGCAAGAGUAUGAGUAAAUCCAAUAUAGAGACGGAUAAGACAAGUUCUGAAAUUCAAUACAGGAAGCCUAGAUACGAAAAAAAGGAAGAGGUUUUACGAGCAGUUUCGAAUAGUGAACGCAGCGAACGAUCUCAAACGCCUCGUGGUAGAAAAAUUGAAAAAACUCCAAGCGAAGUAGCGGAACCACAAUCUGUAGGUGGAAAGCAAGAAGUAGGUGAGAGUGAACAUAGCAGCACAGUAAAAGAUGUAGAUGAAAAGAAACUCAUAAAAGAAGCUACAGCAGAGACACAACCUAAACCCGAAGAUAUGAUGUGCUUAGAAAAGUGCAAAACGCCUGAAUUGACACCAAGACACGAUAAAAGAGUGCGUGGACUAGUGGUCUCCUUGAAGAAGACCGAUUUAUCAAAAGUUCUUAAUGAAAAACUUUUACGGAAAAUAAACACCCAAGCAAAAGGUGAAAGGCCAACUGAUUUAAAGGAGAGUGAGACAGCAGCCGACGUAAACAUAGAAAAAGCCAAAAUAGACUCGAAAGAGCAAGAAAUGCCGACGGUUACAACAAAAAGUAGAUCGAAGGAGCCUAUGCCUUCAGAUGUAAAGAAAAAAGAUUCUUCCGUUGAAAAAUCAGCAGAAGAAAGAAACAAAGAUUUAAAAGUAGAAAAUACUACAGAGAAAGCGAAAGAAGAUAUUAAAUACGAUAAUCUUAAAGAUAAAGCUGAUAUAUCUAGGAGAGAUGAAAAAUCGGGCGAUAACUCAAAGAGGUAUUCUAAAUAUGAAACACCUAGAAGUAAAAGCAGGCGAGAUCGAAGUACUGAUAAAUCUGUAGAAAAAGUAAGUGAGCAUUCGAAAUCCAUGAAAGUUGAGGAUAAAGCAGAACAUUCAUCGAAAGAAAUCUGUAAUAAAGCAAAUAAGGAUUCAAGAUUAGAAAAAUUUGCAGAUGAUACAAAAAGAUAUUCAAAGGGUGAAAAAAUUCCAGAAAGGUCAAAGAGAGAAUCGAAAUAUGAGAGGUUUACGGAGAGAGCAAAGAAGGAAUCAAAGGAAGAAAAUCCUGCAGAAAAAUUAAAGACUGAUUCUAAAGAUUCUACAGAUAGAACAAAGAAAACUUCGAAAGAGGGAAAGUCGAUGAGUGAUCGCAAAUAUGAAACAGAAAUGAAGGAAUCAAAAGAGAAACCUGAGUAUAAAAUGAGGGGAGACUUAAAAGAAGAAAGAUCAAAGAGUUCUUCCAAAAGGUCUACAGAGAGAGCUAAGGAGGGUUUAAACGAAGGAAAAUCUGCUGAAAAAACAAAGACUGAUUCAAGAGAGUCUAUGGAGAUACCAAAGAAGGCUCCAAAAGAAGAGAAAUUUUAUGAAAAAUCUAAAAGAGACUCAACAGAAACGUUUGAUGACAAAUGUAAAAGAGACUCGACAGACGAAAAAAGUGUCGAAAAAAUUAAGGGUGAAUCAAAAGACUCUACACAUAGGACAAACAAAGGUUCAAAUGAGGCAAAAUCGACGCGCCUUUCAAGAUAUGAUAAAUCUAUAGAACGCUCAAAGAAGGAUUCAAAGGACGAAAAAUCUGAGAUAAAUGUAAAUAAAGUAUCAAAUCAGAAAAGACCAUCUGCAGAAGCUAAGAUUGAAUCAAAACAUGAAAAGACCGCUGAUAGAUCCAGGAAAGAUUCAAAGGAGGAAAAAGUAAGAGGUUAUUCUAUAGAGCGCUCAAAGAAGGACGAAAAAUCUGAGAUAUAUGCAACUAAAGUUUCAAAUGAGAAAAAAACAUCAGAAGAAGCUAAGAAUGAAUCAAAUCAUGAAAUGUUCGCCGAUAGAUCCAGGAGAGUUUCAAAGGAGGAAAAAGCAAGGGGUGUUUCGAAAGAGGAAAAAACUUCAACGUCAACAAGAGUUGAUUAUAAAGAGACAAAAAAUUCGGAGCAAUCAAAGAGUGAUUCAAAAAAAUCUACAGACAAAGAAGAGAAAGACUCAAAAAGUAAGGAAUCUGAAACAAAGGCAACAAUUAUUUCGAAGGAAGAUAAACUUACAGAUAAAACAAUUGAAGAUUUAGAAGAAACCCAAGAGGUAAAAGCAAAGUCAGAAGAUGACAAAAUUACCGAUUAUCGGCAGUUAAAAUGGAAAACUGAGAAAUAUACACGGAAAACGAAAUCUACUAAAGAUACUAAGAAAGUGUCAGAGAGUGAACUGAACGUUGAAAAGGAAUCUAAAAUUGGGACUUGGGAAGCAAAGGAAUCUAACGCACCAACUGUAAUGGAAACCGAAACAGGCGAUAAGAAAACUGUAGGGCAGAAUUCGGCACUCUCUGAAGAGUUGAACAUGGAAUCAAAUGCAGACUCUACCGAAACUGAAACUACUCAAAAUUGCGAAGAAGAAAGCGAAAGCAAGUUAAUAGCAUCCACUAUUGAGAGUCGAAGAGAAGAUAUAGAAGUGAUAGAAGAAAAGGGAGGUGCGAACGAUAAUGAAAAUACUAGUCAAGUAGAGCAGAACGAUAAUAAAGGUCACACAAUGAGUGCAAACGUCGAUAAAACCCAAAACGAGCGCUGCGAAUCUCAAAAAACCAACGAAAGCAAGCAUGAAUAUCAAGUUAAUAAAGAAACAACGGAACCUACUCUUAGUACAAAGAAAGCUGAAAAGGAAACAGCUAUUAGCGGAAGCACUGAGAAAGCUGAAGAAAUAAUGGCUGCUAUUGAAAACACUGAUAAAUCUAAGAAAUAUGGAGUUGUUCCAAAUAGCGCUAGCGAAAAAUAUGUUUCGAGAAGAGGAAAAUUCUAUAAAACACGAGAGAAAAAAGCGGAGAUUAAAAACGAAGAAGAGUCUGCUGAAAAAGAGGGACCGGAAGCUAUAGCUGAGACCAAAAAGGAAGAAGAGUCUGCCGAAAAGGGACCGGAAGCUAAAACAGUUGCAGAAAAUUCAGAAGGUACACUUGAAAAGAAAGUUGAAAAAGAAAAGGAACAUAAAUGUUCACAAAAGCAAGAAGAGAACAAAACGGAAAUUGUAGAAAGCAAUGAUGUAGGUAAAGUGGAAACUACAACUGUUGCCGAAAGCGUCCAAAAGGUCUUGCAAGCAACAAAAGUUGACGAAAAUGCCACGAAAAAACGAGCUAAAUCCCGAAGAGUUGCUGAAAACACGCAGAAACAAGAGAUUACGAAUGUGGAAGUUGAAGUAGAGGAAGAAAUAACACAAAAUGAACGAAAGAAAACUGACACUACAAUAGAGAAUAAAAAUGUAGCUGAAUCCACAGAUGGGAAAGCAGCAACAAAAGUUGUGGGUAGUACCGAUAAAUUAGGAAAUCCAAAUGAUACGCAAACGGUCGACGAAAUUGCAAACGAGAAUUUAAAUAAAGAAGUCGUAGUAGAAGAUGCACCGGUGAAUGCCGACGAAAUUGAACACGACCAAGCUAAAGCUGGAACAUUAAAAGAAACCGUAAACACCACGUUAGAUGUGAAUGCAAAAACUCAAACAGCAGAUGAAAAUGCAAAAAAGAAUGUCGAUGCUGAAUCUGUUAACACGACUGUAAAAAAUGAUUCAAGUCAAACUCAUGGAGACGAGGGCGACACAGAAAAUACAGAUCAAUCAAGUAAGCAAGAGUUUUCUACGCAACAAACACCAACAACGAAGGAGAAAGGUGCUGUGGAAAGUGAGAAGGAACCAGCAACUGGAAGUGGCGGCAGCAGAACCACGAAACAUAAUCGUAUACGCAAUAAUGCAGAUAUAAAAAUAAUUUCUCAAUCGCCACAACUGCAGUCGGCUGACGAGGACGAACAUGAGGGCGCGACACGUCGUUCAAUGCGCACGCGCGCUGCCGAUCAUUCGCCUAGCAUUAAAAACGAAACUCACAAAAAAGGCGCUAAAGCUGCAAAUCAAACGCCAAUUUCGGCAAACGCUACACAAAAACUGCAAAAAGAGCAACCGAAUAGCAGUCGAAAUGUUACAGCGACGCCAACAACGAAUUUGACACGCAAGCGCAUGCGUGAUCUCACGCCAAACACAUUAGACGAAAAUAACGAACAAGAAAAGUCGCUGAGCAAAAAAUUAAAAUGGGAGUCGGUACGAAAAUCGUCACGCAUACACCACGAUGACGUCGACACCAGCGAAGGUGAACCUGAUGCCGCUGCGCUUGCCCAACGAGGCAUUAAAUCCUUUAGCGCAAAGGAAAGUCCAGCAAACAUGAGCGCACAAGAGAAGCAAGGCAAAUCAACGAAAAUUAGCAAGAGUACACACGAGAGUGCAACCAAUGUGGCAACAAAGUAUAGCACUGCCUCCGAAGUUAAGCAAUCGUUAACUGGCGAUAAUUUAAAAACUUCUAAAACGCGCGAAAAAUCAAUCAACACCAGUCAUAGCGCUAAUAAAACUCACACACCAGAGGUGAAACGUAAGCAGGAACAUGAAAAGUUACCAACCACAACAACAUCGACCGAGCCGGGUAAGAAACGUAGAGCUGAGCUGGAAAAUGCACAACAGUCAACCAAGAAGUUAGCACGUGCAAAUGAUGAGUCCACACAACAACAAAAGAACACAACGUCUAAAAGCACAGUUAAACAAGCAGCCUCCACCUCGACUGGCACGCCAACGGCUGUAACACGUAUCGAUACAAAAGCUGAUCAUGCGCACGGAUCAAUGGCAACAGAAGACACUGAUCCAUUGCAAUUGCCGGUGAAACGCUUUAAACGAUUGCAAGCCAUCGAUGGUUAUGAUACAUUAAAUAUAAGCGAGGAGCGCAAAGAAAUUAAAGCAGAAGAGUUGGACAACAAAAAUGUAACAUCAAAACGUAAAUCAUUGCGGGCUGCAGGGCCAACUGAUAGCACCAAAACGGCUGAAACAGCACAUAAGUCAACACCAAAACAACAAAUUCAACAACAACAGCAACAAAAAAAUCAACAGCUGCUGCAACAACAGAAGCAGCAUCCGCCUCAGCAACAAAAUAAACAACAACAGCAGCAACAAAGAGCUGUGCCAGCGAAGCAAGUAGAAGCCACAACUACUGUGUUGCUUAAGGACAGGAAGAUUGUUGUACCCAACCGGACCGGCGAAGAUGCAAUGAGUACCGAUAAAGUCAGUUCAAGCAAAUCACCCACAAAAUCACCUGGUUCUAAGGUAAUCACUUUCAAAGAGUGGUUAGAGCAACAGAAGAAAAGUACCUCUGAAGACGGUGGUGAAGAAAUGCUCUUUGAGCCCGAUGAAAGUGCCAUACGUAUGGAUAAUAUUGCGACCGCCACAACGACGGAGCCGAACCGCGGCAAUCUAAGCGCCAGCGAAGUAAGCACUGUUGCCGAGCAGAAACCAAAUGAGACAGCAGUGGUGCAAACCGCAGUCGCUGAGGUGAACGCGAAUAAAAGUUCAUCGAAGAAAAUGAAUGUACGUGAUGCCAAUAAAAGAAAGAGGCAGACAGAGGCGGAGUCAAACGCAACGAAGGAAGCUGUUGCAAAUGAAUUGCCCAAACAUACGCCACCCGCUGCAAAGCAUGGCCGCAUUGAAAAAGUGUUCACACCAGCAGCUGCACAGUUUAAACGGCCAUCAUUGCCGCAAAGAGUGUCACGUCUGACACCAUCGCGUUUCAACAACCGUCCAUCAACACAGGUCGAUGGUCGCGCAGGCGUACACGGCACACAACAACAUCCAAGAAAAUUAACGGUACAGCAGCUCGACACUAAAGUGAAAUUGCGUAAAUUGCGUGUUCGCAUUAAUCGUUCCACCGUUGCAGCAUAUUUCAAAAAUUUUAAUUUAAAGGUUAAAGAGCAAGUUGUUGAGAAUCCGGCUAUCUUAUCUUCGCAUUCAGUGACUGACAUUAGAGUAUCAGAAAGCGAAGCCAAACCUACAGAGCCUUCGCAAAAACGUAGCCCCCAAAAGGAUCCACUUGCUCCAGCUAAGAAACGCAUAGUCAGCCAGCCUACAACAGCAACAACCCCGUUACAGUUGCCUACACUAACGGCGCGCCCAAACGUUAUUUCUGCGGCAGAGGGUAACGAUGCGUUGAAAUCUUCACCGGCAGCUAUGCCAGCAUUAACGAAAGUGCCGCCCGGCGUGGACCAAACAUCUCCAACAAAAUCUCAAGAAAACACAGAUGCUUCCCAAACUGAAGCAGCAGAUCAGCAAUUUGGCAGCACAGAAGAGCUAUCUCUGUUAACUCCAAUGAAAUGUGUCACAGUACCACAUUCGACGCACAACAGUUCACGUUCACAGCAGCAACAACAACAACAGCAACAAAUUACUUCAACAGCCGCAGAAGUUAUGCGUGAGAAACGCUCAAGCACGACAAGCAGUUCUGACGCCAGCGUCAUACAACGAUCGCAAUCGACUGGCAAGCAAACCAACAGCAGCAGCAGCUCCACAAUCACCGCCGCUAGUACUGCAAGUAUAGCUAACGAUACACAGUUACCAUUCACACCGGUAGUGCCUAAAGAAGAGGUAGUGGAUGGCCACACAACGCCCGCACAACAAGCAGCUGCUGGUAUUACGUCGGGCACAAGCUCAGACAACGCGGCCACCACGAAUUCCUUGGCUUCGCGUACACUGGCUAUAGCAGCCGCCACCAAUUCGGCACUCAAUCAAACGCCUACAAAUGAUCCAAGUGGUUAUUAUGGACUGACGCCGACACAGUUGGAUUCAAAUGGUACGCGUCUGUAUUCCUUCUUGCAUCCAGCUAAGUAUAAUCGUAAUCACGGCUGCGUAUUGCUCGACUACUGCUGUCCAAAUCUAGACGGCCCAAUGCCUGCUAUUGAUCCGACACGUAUACACGCGCAAGUGCAGGCCGGCGUACGCGAACUGCCCGCUUACAUAGUGAUGUCAACGAAACUUAUAACACGCGCCGAUUUGGAGGCCAACAAGAAUGUUAUACCGGCCUCCAUCCGGCAAAAGGUGGAAAAAAUCACUGCUGAUGCUACGAACACGUCUGUGCCGACGAUUGCAAGUUGUGCACCGAAUACAGCUGUAGCAAACGUAACACCGGUGGCACCACCUGUGCCCGUCAGCAAUCCCACAACAUCAACAACUGCACUAACGCCUACCAUAACGGCAUUGCAAAAACAUUUGCCCUCAACCACGGUUAUUACACCGAAAUUGAUGCCAUCGACAUCUACACCCACGAUGGCCACACCAGCAAAUGCAACAUCUCAAUUACCGACUGUAUCGGAUUAUCAGCGUUCUUUGUUGCGCACCAGCAUACGUCAGUUCGAUGCACGUCUCAAAAAAUACUAUUAUCGCAUUGCAAUGCUUUCGUUUUCCGAACGACAGACGAUUAUUGACAGCAUGAUCAACUCAACAACGCUGACACCCAAAGAUGUCGACUGUGCUGUGCGUUUGAUUGACGAGUAUGCUGCACAAAUCGGUAUAGCGACAACUACCAGUACGACCAAUGUAACUUCGCCAGCAAUACAAUCAGUAUCAAAAGCUAUAACAACACAAACUACCAACACUGUGGUGCGCACCACAACAAUACAGCAACAGUCACAGAAAUCGAAUUUGCAAAGUUCUAAAACUCAAGUUGCCGUCCUAGAUAAGGACAAUAGUUUAUUGGGUUAUCAGCUAGCAGCUUCACCAAUGCCGAUGAACAAAUCAUCAAUAUCUACAAGGUCCAGUAUAAUGUCGACGUCGAUAACAGGCAGCAUGAACACAUCGUUGCCAACUGUUUCGACUACGUCGAGCAUUGUGUUACCCACACUGAAGGCUACACAGGCCUCACCAAGAAUUUUUUACACCAAACCUCCAAUGCAGACGUCUACACCAAUUGCAACAACUACUAGUAACGUUAACACACCGCUUAACGAUGGUAAAACCACAUCGCUGAGAAGUACACCACGAAUGGGGCGAGAGUUGACAAUACGUCAGAUUCCACAAAAACUCAAUUCAGUCCCGGUGUCAGCCUCAACAGCAACAGGAACUCUACCAACGCGCCGUUUGCCAACAUUGACACGUAAUCCACAUCUGUCAGCAGGCAGCUCGGCUGAAAAGAGCAUAUCCGAAACGAUUACAACGCGUUCGGCUGUCACCAUUUCAACUGCACCAAAGCGCAUGACACGCGCCACCGCAGCUGCCAAAGUGGUUGUGAUAACACAGAAUACUGAUGGCAAUAGUGCGCCGCAAGAUGAAUGUAUUCUGCCGGACGGGCAUGAAAAUACUGAAAUUAAACGUGAGAAGGUCGAUGAUGAUUUUGUUGGUGGUAAUUAAAUAUAAUACAAUAUAUACAUAUAUUUAUCAUUUUUUAUAAUAAAAAUAUAAAAAAUAUGAUAUAAAAGUAGUAAUAACAAUGGAAAAACAACAACUAUUUAUAAGAUCAAUACACUAUGACAACUACUUAUCCAAUAGAAUGUUGGAAUGUUGUACGGGGAGUAGCGUAAAAUUGUUUUGCUAGAUUAAGUUUUACUAUAAUGACUUCAGUCCUUUAUAAGUUUCUCUCAAUUGCAUAAAUGUUUACGAUUUUUUUCAAAAUGGUGUUUAACAUUUUUUCUCAUUAUUCUUCAUUUAAUUUGCAAAGAAAUACAUAUGUACUAAAUAUGUAAACAUUAUUUCAUAUUUUAAUGUAUGCAGCAUUUUAGUAAUAGCGGCUAAAUUUCUCCCAAUAAGGACUAAAUCAAGCACCCAUGUUCAUCGAAUUCUCCUACAACUAUACUAUACUGCAAUGUAUGACGUAACAUUUUAUUUACCAAUAAAUAUAUUUGUAUGCAUAGUAAUUUACUGAAA